Mycena citricolor is the source of this 1038-nucleotide messenger RNA. Lineage: Eukaryota; Fungi; Basidiomycota; Agaricomycetes; Agaricales; Mycenaceae. The record is from the annotation of a GenBank genome assembly.
CUUUAACAUUCGUCUGCAGUUAUGAGCUUCAUGUCCUAUGCCCAUCCAACUGCUCAUACUGAGACUCAAAACCUACUUUUUUCAACUCUCCCAAGUUUGGCGUGAGCACAGAACGGUCACGUGCGAAAAUACCUGGCGGCCGCGACUGCACAUGCCCGAGUUGUUCCGUUUCGGAACAUAGCUCCUCCGGCGCCGACGUAUCUAUUACACAUCUAAUGGUUUUCUUCUGAUGACUGCUCCAUGACUGGCUCUUUGACCUGCACGAACAACAUAUGACGUCACUUCCUCCCGGCGUCCUGCCCGACAUCCUCCGACCCGGACACGGCGAUGACCGGCUAUCCAGCGCUCCGAUUCCGAGUCGUCCGGCUGAUCCCCUCAUGUGACCGCAUCUGGCAAGCGUAAAUAGCCUGGGAUCGUCGCGCCAUCGGGCAUUGCAAUCUGCUUGGCCUGCACCAUGUCUCAAGCCACUACUUUGAGUUUAAACCCCUACUCCGCGUUCUUCGAGGCGAAGGCCCGUAAAGGUGUGACAUUCGAUGAUAUAGCGAAGGCGAUCGGGAAGGACGAGGUCUGGGUUGCCGCGGCGCUCUACGGUCAGGCCAAAUUCACGCCAGAAGAAAUCCAGAAGGUGUCCGCCUUCCUUGAUGUUCCGUUCGACAGCGCUGCAGCCGAGACCGGGGACUCCUGGUGGCCUAACCGUGGACUGGGCCCGAUGCCACCCACGGAUCCUGUGAUUUAUCGGCUCUACGAGAGCGUGCUAGUCUAUGGCCAUGCCAUCAAAGCGAUCAUCCACGAAAAGUUCGGGGAUGGGAUUAUGAGCAUGAUUGACUGCAAGGUCAACAUCACUAAGAAGCCCGAUCCGAAGGGGGACCGAGUUGUCCUCACCUUUGAUGGCAAGUUCUUGCCAUAUGCCAAGUGGUGAAGAGGGAAGACUCGGUGUAAAUGGACCAUCCAUGUAUAAAUGUAUCUCGCGCAAAGCAAGUGUACUCGAAUGUAUAUACUGGGUGAAAGCACCCGGGGAAAUUACUGAAUCUAGGAUAC